AUGAAGACCAGCGAGACCUGCAAGACUGGUGGGUCAGAGACGGGCGGGUUGCCCGCAGAGGAGCGGGUCAAAAGAGGUAACGACAAACGGAUUUUUGUGAACAGAAGUUUGACUCUAGAAAACAUCAAAUGCUAUGGUUUUGAUAUGGACUAUACGUUAGCAAUUUACAAGUCUCCGGAAUUCGAGACCAUGGGCUUCGAGCUGAUCCGAGACCGCCUGGUGUCUGUGGGGUAUCCACACGAGCUGCUGCGCUAUACCUAUGACCCCAGCUUCCCCACACGGGGUUUGGUCAUCGACACCUUGUUCGGGAACCUCCUGAAGGUGGACUCUAACGGGAACAUUCUGGUCUGCUCUCACGGCUUCUACUUCCUCAAAAGCUACGACAUAAAGAAGUUUUAUCCAAACAAAUUCAUCCAGAGACACGACACUGACCGCUUCCACAACCUCAGCACGCUCUUCAAUCUGUCAGAGACGUACCUGUACGCCUGCCUCAUGGACUUCUUCACCAGAUGCAGCAGAUAUGAGAAUCUGACCACAGGGUUCCAACACGGUGACCUCCUGAUGACGUUUAGGAGUAUGUUUCAAGACGUCCGCGAUGCCAUGGACCACAUCCACAACAACGGCGUGCUGAAGGACAGAACCAUAAAGAACCUGGAAAAGUUUGUGGAGAAGAUUCCAAAUCUUCCAUAUUUUUUAACAAGAAUCAAAGAUGUGGCCAAAGUGUUUCUGGCAACUAACAGUGACUACAUGUACACAGAGGCCAUAAUGAGGUACCUCCUGGAGACCUGUGUGACGACCUCUGGUCCUAGAAAACCCUGGCGUUCCUACUUUGAUCUGAUCGUCGUGGACACAAAGAAACCACAAUUCUUUGGAGAAGGGACUGUGUUAAGACAAGUGGACACGGACACUGGAAAGCUGCGCAUUGGGACGUACACGGGAGACCUGCAGCAUGGGACGGUGUACUCAGGAGGUUCCUCAGAUGUCAUCUGUGAUCUGCUGAAAGUCCAGGGGAAGGACAUCCUCUACGUUGGAGACCACAUUUUUGGAGACAUCCUCAAAUCCAAAAAGCGUCAGGGCUGGAAGACCUUCCUCGUGGUGCCCGAGCUCACCAAAGAGCUGGAAGUGUGGGAGAAGAAGAGAGGUCUGUUCGAGGAGCUCAAGCGGCUGGACGUGUUCUUGGCAGAACUUCACAAAAACGUGGACAGCACUGACCCAGAGAUUCUGGACAUUCAGUACAGGAUGAAGGUGCUGACCUACCGUAUGGACGUGGCCUACAGUCAGAUGGGGAGCUUGUUGAGGAGUGGGUCUCGUCAGACACUUUUUUCUUCUCAGCUGCUUCGAUACGCAGACCUCUACUCCACCAGCUGCAUCAACCUGGUGCACUACCCCCUCAACUACCUGUUCCUGGCCCCCCCGGUCCUGAUGGCCCAUGAGAUGACUUCAUCAGACAACACUACAGACAUGGAAGCAGUCAUUUAG
Molecule: messenger RNA, 1479 nt
Organism: Knipowitschia caucasica
Lineage: Eukaryota; Metazoa; Chordata; Actinopteri; Gobiiformes; Gobiidae
Source: the annotation of a GenBank genome assembly